Aplysia californica (California sea hare) is the source of this 5444-nucleotide messenger RNA. Its product is annotated as activating signal cointegrator 1 complex subunit 3. Lineage: Eukaryota; Metazoa; Mollusca; Gastropoda; Aplysiida; Aplysiidae. The record is from RefSeq and is a predicted model, not a curated record. Gene Ontology annotation, molecular function: ATP binding; nucleic acid binding; ATP hydrolysis activity.
CCUGCAUAAUGAUAAUUAUUAUUAGUAGGAUUCGGCCUUUUAUCGUUAAAAUGAUGUCAUAAGUUCUAGUACAUCUAAUAGUAGAGUUGCUGUUGUGAGUCUACACAAAACACAGAGCCAGUUUGAUUAAAGUUUGUAGAUCUUAAAUAAUAAUGUUGGUUUUUGUUCACAAUCUUCAUAGAAGUCAUGCCAUGAGAAAUGAAUCAGGCGGACAUUAUCGUUAUCAACUGCCACUUAGUGGUGAGGGACACCAUGUUGGAGUUGCCGAGGCUUACUGGAGCUCUUCGGGCCUUUGGUAGCGUGACAUCUCAAGACGACACAGAGGGGUCAACUGUCUUCCAUAAUGACCUUGUCUUGCGGAAAUCCCUGGCCUUGCAAAAGCAGAAAGAGAAAAGUCUGUCUUGGAAAGACUUGAAUUCAUUUUUCAGAACUCACUCCAAUGUGAGUCCCAAUGAACUGGCCACCACAGUGAAGCAGCUGAUUGCAACAGCGAAGAGUAUUGUUGGAUCCGAGGAGUCUGCGGACACAGUGGAGUGUGGCGCGGCUUUUCUGUUUGAGGUGUUCAAGUCUGUGGAGACGGUCGGUCAGAGAGAGGCCACCCAACUGAGAGGCACGUUCGGCCCCUACCCGGCCAGCGCUGCCACCAAAGCGUGUCAGAUUGUGAAGAAGAUCGUAGGCUGGCUACCUGAGGAAGCUGUGGCUGAAUUGUCCUCAGAAAGAGAAGAGGGAGAUGGGGCAGCUACCCUUGAAGAAUUUGGUCUCUCGAUCAAAUUCACUAUGCCUUAUGAUAUAGAUUCUGUCGAUGAAGAUGAAGAAGAGCUCUCUAGUGAGGAAGAGGAAGACUCUCAGAGCAGCAAAGAUUUUGACCUGCGGUACAGUACCCAUGCCCAACUCCACACAGACCAGCAGUCAAAUACAGGUGCCAGGUCAAGGUCGUCGGAGUUUGACACAAGCUGGAUGCUGUCGAUGCUGGCCAAGUACUUUGACGGCACCGACACGGGUGUGUGCAUGGGCCUUGAGGAACUCUCUGAUACCGUCUUUGAUGUGAUUGCUUCCCAACGCUCUGACAAUGAACUGCAAAAUGAGCUGUUUGACCUGCUAGGCUUUGACAGGUUUGAGCUGAUCCAGCAAAUCCUCAGCAACCGUGACAAGCUGCUCAAGGCCAAGGUCUCGGAAUCCACACGUGCCCUUAUGCAGCAAGCUCCUAAAAAUAAGGAACCUUCUCGUCCUGCAUAUGGCUGUCAAGUGGUUGUGCAGAGUGUUGAGGAGAAGUACCUAGCCAAGCAGAUACGCAAGGAAGAAAAGCGGACACGAAAGGACGGAAGAUUCACCGAUGAGGAUAUGGAGAUUGCUGGAGCUCUUGACAUGUCUCCGGAGGAGCUCAGAGCCAGCAGGGAGGCGGCUCUGCGUGCGGCAGCUUCCGCUCCUCUCUUCUCCGGACGGUCUGCCAGCUACGUGCGCCAGGAGAGGUAUCCCUUCGUGUUUGACAAGCUGGCGGAGGCUAGGCAGUCAUCCGCGUUUGUCGGAGGGGCAAAGUUGGCCCUCCCGGAGAGUUUCACUCGCAAAGACGAGAAGCUGUAUGAAGAGGUGAACAUCCCACCGAGUGACGCGGCCCCAGUGAACAUUGGCAAGGAGAGGGUGUCCAUCUCUUCUCUUGACGAGAUCGGACAACUGGCUUUCAAGAACACGACUGCCCUCAACCGCAUCCAAUCGGUGGUGUUCGACUCGGCCUACAAGACAAACGAGAACCUGCUGAUCUGUGCGCCCACCGGCGCUGGCAAGACCAAUGUGGCAAUGUUGACCAUCCUGCACCAGUUACGCCAGCACAUGUCGCAAGGAGUCAUCAAAAAGGACGAGUUUAAGAUUGUGUACGUAGCUCCCAUGAAGGCUCUGGCUGCUGAGAUGGUUCGGAACUUCGGGGGUCGCCUGGAACCUCUGGGUAUCUCGGUUCGUGAACUGACGGGAGACAUGAGCCUCAGCAAGCAAGAGAUCCUCAAAACUCAGAUGCUCGUGACGACCCCGGAGAAGUGGGACGUUGUGACCCGUAAGAGCACCGGGGAUGUAGCCCUGGCUCAGCUGGUGCGUCUGCUCAUCAUUGACGAGGUUCACCUGCUGCACGACGACCGAGGUCCGGUCAUCGAGACUCUCGUGGCUCGAACCAAGAGACAGGUGGAGAGUACUCAGAGCAUGAUCCGUAUCGUUGGCCUCUCCGCCACACUUCCCAACUACCUGGACGUGGCCAUGUUCCUCAACGUGAACCCCUACACCGGCCUCUUCUUCUUUGACGGACGCUUCAGGCCCGUGCCUCUGGAGCAGACCUUUAUCGGCAUCAAAGCUGUGAACAAGAUGAAUCAGAUCAGAGACUUCAACAUGGUGUGCUACGAGAAAGUGAGCAAGCAAGUGAGGGCAGGAUAUCAGGUGAUGGUGUUUGUUCAUGCCCGGAACGAGACGGUGCGCACCGCCUUCAACCUGAUAGAGCUGGCCAGGAACAAAGGGGAGAUCACCCUCUUCUCACCAGAGCAGAACCGGGGAUUCGGAGAUGCUCAGAAAACUGUGCUUCGGAGCAGGAACAAGCAGCUUCGUGAGAUGUUUGCCGAUGGGUUCGGGAUCCACCACGCGGGGAUGCUGCGACAAGACAGGAACCUGGUGGAGCGUUACUUCGCCGAGGGUCACGUCAAGGUGCUUGUGUGUACCGCCACGCUGGCCUGGGGAGUGAACCUGCCCGCCCACGCGGUCAUCAUCAAGGGCACACAAAUCUACGACGCCAAAAGGGGUCAGUUUGUGGACCUGGGCAUCUUGGACGUGAUGCAGAUCUUUGGCCGUGCCGGUCGGCCGCAGUUCGACAAGUUUGGCCACGGGACCAUCUUGACCACCCAUGACAAACUGAGCCACUAUCUCAGCCUGAUGACCCGGCAGAACCCCAUCGAGAGUCAGUUCAUCAACAGUCUCACCGACAACCUCAAUGCCGAGAUUUCUCUGGGCACAGUGACCAACGUGGAGGAGGCGGUGAAGUGGAUGAGCUACACCUACCUCCACGUCCGCAUGAGGAAAAACCCACUGGUCUACGGCGUUCCCAACUCCUUCAGAGAGGAAGACCCCCAGCUGGAAGGUCACAGGACGGCCCUGGUGUUUGAGGCGGCCCGGAGACUGGACAAGGCCAAGAUGAUCCGCUUUGAGGAGCACACCGGAUACAUGUUCUCCACGGAUAUGGGUCGCAUUGCCAGCAACUUCUACAUCAAGUACGACACGGUGGAGGUGAUCAACGAGAUGCUGCGUGCGGCCAUGACGGAGGGCGAUAUCCUCAACCUGGUGUCCAACGCUCAGGAGUUCCAGCAGAUUAAGGUGCGUGACGACGAGAUGGAUGAGCUUGACCGGCUGACCAGCGACGGCUGUGAGAUGAUGGUCAAGGGGGGGAAGGAGAACACUCACGGCAAGGUCAACAUCCUGCUGCAGUCGUACGUGUCCAGGGCCAGCGUCGACUCCUUUUCCCUCAUCUCCGACAUGGCCUACGUCGCUCAGAAUGCGGCACGUAUCAUGCGGGCUCUGUUUGAGAUCGCGCUGCGUAACAGCCACCCUCUCCUGGCGGUCAAGCUACUGGAGAUGUGCAAGAUGGUGGACAAGCGGCUCUGGACGUUCGAGAACCCCAUGCGUCAGUUCAGCGUGCUCAGCCACGAGAUUCUCAACAAACUGGAGGCUCGCCGCUUGCUGCCGGAGAAACUGAGAGACAUGGAUUCCAAGGAGAUUGGCCUGAUGGUGAACCACGUGAAGAUGGGCUCCCUCAUCAAGAAGUGCGUCCACCAACUGCCCCAGCUGGCCAUCGAGGCGUCUGUCCAGCCAAUCACACGCACCGUGCUCAGGGUCAGGCUGGAGGUCACUCCGGAUUUCUCCUGGGACGACAAGGUGCAUGGCAGCUCUGCAGAGCCUUUCUGGAUCUGGGUAGAGGACCCUGAGAACAACCACAUCUACCACUCGGAGUACUUCCUGCUGCAUAAAAAACAGGUGGUGGCCUAUGAGACUCAGACUAUUGUGUUCACCAUCCCGAUCUUCGAACCCCUGCCGUCGCAGUACUACGUGAAGGUGGUCUCUGACCGUUGGAUCGGCUCCAGCAUGACCCACCCCAUGUCCUUCCAGCAUCUCAUCUUGCCCGAGAGGCAUCCCCCUCACACAGAUUUGCUGAACCUUCAGCCUUUACCCGUCACUGCCCUGAAGGAUAUGAGGUUCGAGGCUUUGUACAGCUUUUCACACUUCAACCCCAUACAGACCCAGAUUUUUCACACCUUGUACCACAACGACUGCAACGUCCUACUUGGCGCCCCUACUGGUUCGGGAAAAACUGUGGCUGCGGAACUGGCCAUCUUCAGGGUGUUUCGGGAGUACCCAAAGUUCAAGGCUGUGUACAUCGCGCCUCUGAAGGCUCUGGUCAGGGAGCGGAUGGAAGACUGGAAGGUCAGGAUUGAACAGAAACUGGGCAAGAAAGUGGUGGAGCUGACCGGGGACGUGACCCCUGACAUGAAGGCGGUGGCCAAUGCCGACCUCAUCGUGACCACCCCGGAGAAGUGGGACGGCGUCAGUCGUAGCUGGCAGACUAGGUCCUAUGUCAAGGCCGUCGCCCUGCUGGUCAUUGACGAGAUUCAUCUGCUCGGGGACGACCGUGGUCCGGUACUGGAGGUGAUCGUGUCGCGUACAAACUUCAUCUCCUCCCACACCUCCAAGCCUGUGCGCGUUGUGGGUCUCUCCACUGCCCUGGCCAACGCCCGGGACUUGGCUGAUUGGCUCGCCAUCAAAGAGAUGGGUUUGUUCAACUUCCGUCCCUCGGUGCGGCCGGUUCCCCUGGAGGUUCACGUGAAGGGGUUCCCCGGCCAGCACUACUGCCCACGUAUGGCCACCAUGAACAAGCCUACCUUCCAGGCCAUCAAAACCCACUCCCCGCACAAGCCCGUCCUUGUGUUUGUGUCGUCACGGCGACAGACGAGGCUCACGGCCUUGGACCUCAUCGCGUUCUUAGCCGCGGAAGACCACCCGAAGCAGUGGCUCAACAUGCCAGAGGCAGAUAUUGAGCAGAUCUGUGGCGGGGUCAAAGAGCAGAACCUGAAGCUGACCUUGGCCUUUGGUAUCGGCAUCCAUCACGCCGGUCUGACGGAGAGAGACAGGAAGGUCGUUGAAGAACUCUUUGUCAACCAGAAGAUACAGGUGUUGAUCGCCACCAGCACACUCGCCUGGGGCGUGAACUUCCCGGCCCAUCUGGUGGUGGUCAAAGGUACCGAGUACUUUGACGGGAAAAGUCGCAGAUAUGUGGACUUUCCCAUCACAGACGUGCUACAGAUGAUGGGUCGCGCGGGCCGGCCUCAGUUUGACGACCAGGGCGUGGCCAUGAUCCUAGUACAUGACGUCAAGAAACAUUUCUACAAGAAGUUUUUGUACGAGCCUUUUCCCGUGGAGUCCAA